UCCUAGGGUUUAAGACUGCGCAAUGAAUCUCGGCAACGCUCCUCUCUAGCCUCCUCUGUGUCUUCUGCUUCAUUGCGAAACCCUACUUCGACUCCGCCUGCUUCGAUCAUUCUGGGAUUCAGCAAGGGAGUGAUUCCUGAGAUAUGGAUCGGUACCAGAAAGUGGAGAAGCCGCGGCCAGAGUCGGCGGCGAUCAGCGAGAACGAGAUCCGCAUCACCUCGCAGGGACUCAUCCGUAACUAUGUCAACUACGCCUCCAGUCUCCUUCAGGAAAGAAAUUUGAAGGUGAUUGUGUUGAAGGCAAUGGGAAUGGCAAUCAGCAAAGCUGUAGCUGCUACUGAAAUUAUCAAGAAAUGGAAUCCACAUUUACAUCAAGAUGUCUCAAUAAGUUCCGUCAGUAUCACUGAUGUUUGGGAGCCUAUUGAAGAGGGUUUGGUUCCGUUGGAGACGAAACGUCUUGUUUCCGUGAUCUCUAUAACUUUGUCAAUCAUAGAGCCUAAAAAGAAGACGCCAGGUUAUCAAGCACCAGCACAAGUUGAACAACCAAAGCGUCAACAGAAGUCUCAACAAUUACAGCAGCCGCAGCAGCAACAACAACAACAUCGACAAACAUUAGGUCAACUUAAUCAAGAUUCAUAUGGGCGGGAGCGCAGUAGGGGUAGUGUAAGAGGAAGGGGCUGGGCAAGAGGUGGAUACGGUGGAUAUAACAAUGAUCAGGGUGGGUAUUAUGGUUACCGCAACAAUCAAGGGGGGUACAACGGUGGGGGCUACAACAGUGGGGGCUACAACGGUUUCAGCUAUAAUCAAGGUGGAUAUGGUGGCUACCGAAGCAAUCAAGAAAAUGGUGGAUGGAACACAAACUGGAGCCGAGGUGGUGGGUCAGGUAGAGGUUGGAAUUCUCGUGGUGCAGGUCCAGUCUAUGGAGGAGGAUUUGGAGGUGGACCAGGUGGUGGUGGAAGGAGUGGCAAUGGCAAUGGCAAUGGCGGCGGCAGAGGUUAUGUUCGUGGGCGAGGACGGGUAGGCAGCCGUGGAAGAGGAGGAUACUAGCUUUCCUUGGUAUCCAUCGUGAUCAACUGUCCACUGUCCAGGCCAAUUUGAGUUUUAGAUAAUAGGCGCCCGAGCUGAGUGCGUUCAAGAACAUGUUUUCAUAAUAUUCAGAUUCGUCAGCCAUUUUCUCGGUUGUAAGUUUAGCUUCGCAAUCUUGUUGAAGACUCAUUAGCAUUUUACGCACGGUGUGAAUGUUUCCAAUUACGCCAGUCAAUUCUACCAACAUUCGUUGUAUUCGAACAUGUAAUUGUUGAAACCCCAUCUGUUUGUUUGCCCCUGGCAUCUUUCUUUAACUGCCGACUCCGGAGGGAGAGCUGGUGUAAACAAUGGUAGAGACUGAUUUAGGUAUUGAAAUUGUGGCUUGUUUCUAA
Zingiber officinale is the source of this 1417-nucleotide messenger RNA. RefSeq names its product RNA-binding protein FUS-like. Gene Ontology annotation, molecular function: RNA binding. The transcript has 8 exons. NCBI's taxonomy places the organism in Eukaryota, Viridiplantae, Streptophyta, Magnoliopsida, Zingiberales, Zingiberaceae. The coding region runs from base 144 to 1046 and encodes 300 amino acids. The record is from RefSeq and is a predicted model, not a curated record.